CUUGAGCCUGAUCGGGAAUUCAGGCCGCCCUAUUUGAACCUUGUUUAAGCUAUUCGUCUCACAAUUCAAUAGGUCCCCCGGGGUUGCCUAGCUCUCUCUCGCUCCCCUUCUAGCCUAUUUCGCUGCGUUCACGGUUAUUGCGAUCUGCUCUGCGACGUGGAAUGUAGCCCAGGGAUUAUCCAUGCUCCUCGACUUUGUGUUUGCCGUGAGAACAGCGCUUGCGUUCUGCUCCGGUGGGAGCCUGGUUUUACUGGUGUAGGGUGCUGCCGCUCGGCUACCUCGCGGACGGUUCUCUGGCUCUGCCGCCGGCUACACUUCGCAGUCAAUAUUUUCAGGCGCGUUUGUUGGCCUUGCUUCCCUAGAGGCGAAAAUCGGAUGUCCCUGGUGGGGCUGCUAAGAGGCGGGGUCUCGGUGCUUAUGAUUGGGGGGCUGUAGCGCCAGCCUUGAGGCUGCACUGGAACAGGUUUUGAUUACCCGGCGCGUGGCCUUUUCUUGCGUAGUUUUUCUGGAAGGGAACUAUAGGCGCCUUUUCCGUGUUUUUAGCUUUUUCGGGGAGGCGGACUGUGGGUCAGCAGCGAUGUCUCCUUGUCCCGGUUCAGGAGUUUCCCUGCGGUAGCUUCACAGGGGUUUUGGCCCGGAUGGUCGCGUCAGUAGGUAAUAGUGAGUGCUCGCAGGGGCGAAUGCAAGUUGAGCAAUGGAGUCGAGUUGCGGACUCCGGUCGCCGAGGCUUUUUGCGCCAUCUCUGAGGUCCUGCCCGGCGGGCGUUGUUCGCCUAUGUGGAUAUGUAGCGCAUGCUACGGGUUUUGUUCUGGAGUUUUACACUGUCCCCCUGGGGUCGACGGUUUCGCUAACGCUAUAGGCUAUGCUAGGCCGCCCGGCCGUGCCAGUCAUGAGGACGGUGGAUUUUGUUUUGCCCGGGGCGCGUGCUCCCUUUAGUAUGGCCGCAGUACCCGGGGAACGGGCAUCAGAUUUUCCCCAGGUGGGGGCUCUGGUUUUGGGGCCAUUUGGCAGUAGCCAUCGUUCGGGGGCAAAUGGCCACUCGCCUGGUUGUUUGCUGGCAGGCGGCUUUCGGGCCUGUCUCAAGAUGUUCUCUAGCUGAGUUGCGGGAGGAGGAAGGGCGCUCGUGCGGGUUUUGGGGGUACCUCGUGGACAGAGGUUCUUCGCUUUCUGAGUCUGUAGCUAGUUAGGUCCUUCCCCAGGCCGGGAGGACCCGCCUCUUCGUUUCACCAGUCGGGAACCCGGAGCCCUAGUUCGCCUUUGAUUCCGCGAUUGAUUCUUUUACAUCACGUCCGCUUUCGCUCCCAGGUCUCUUGUUCUUUCUUUCAGAUAGAUCUCAAGGUCCAGGGCCCCACCGGACGGCGUUUCGGAAUUUUGGGGAAUCUGGCCCGGGCAGGGUUGGUUUUUGGAAUUGCUUGCUGGCAUGGAGGGGCGUUUGCUGCAUUGGUUGGUUGCAGAGCAUUGGCGUACUCGGGCUUGGCUCGCUAGUUUCCGGCUGCGCCCGCUAGUGGGGUCUGCUGUUGCUGGGCGGGUCCGUGAGGGACCACUGUUCUGGACGUUGGGCAGGCACUGUGCUUUGUCUGCUUUGUUGGACCCGCUUCGCCUUUGUCAGAGGGGGCACCUAGGGUCGCGUCUCGACGAGGAUUGCUCCUCUGUGGCUGCUUUUCAUUUUUCGCUACUGGACCACAUGGGGUAUGGUAGUUACUGGUUGCUACUGUGCAGCUUCGCCUUUUGCUUUAUUUUCGAUACAGGUGUGGAGCUCUUUUCCUGUUCCGCGGUGGUUUUGUGCCUCUGCAUUUCUGCGUAGGUUGGUCUUGCGCGGCUGUUCGCCCGGCACCGGGCCGCGCCCUCCGUAGCGCCUGGGCCAAUCGCUGGCAGGUGGUCUGCUUGUGACUUUUGGAGUCCGACCUUGUUGUGCACUGCUGCGAUGUUUCCUAGCCCUGUCUCGCCCUCCUUGUGUCAUCGCUAUCUCUGUAUCGCGGGAUUACUACCGGUUUUCUUCUGUGCCGCCGGGCAGUGUUCGUUCGCGCGGGCAGUGCCUCCUGCGUUUGACUUUCGACUGUUAUUGUCCAUCCUGCCGCCGCUUGCCGCAAUUCCGGCCCGCGGUCUUGUGCUAGCUUGCGCAUCGCCAUCAGUUUCCUCCGCCCGUGCCGGCGGGCUUUCCCGGGACGGGAGGUGAGUGGUGUUUUCUCUUGACAUUGAAGGACUUCCUUUUUCGCAUUUUGGGAGUGGCUUUCGGGCUUGUGUUGUAUGUCUUGCCACCUCGCUUGGGUCGAGUGCUUUCUUUUCCCCGGAGGUAUCAAUCCCUUCUACGUUUUGCGGCUCGCCACCAGGGGGCGGCGGAUCGGCGCUUUCUAUACAAUGCUCCUUUUGCGGGAUUUUGGUCUUAGAGUGUAUCACCAUUUGUGUCUAUCUUGGUAUCGAUGGGCUUCCCCUCAGUGGUUUUCCGUGUCGGCUAGGGGCCGUGUUCGAAUUUUGUGCCUUGCGGGCAGUUGUUUCAUCAGGUCCAGGGCGCAGAACCUUUCGCGCGGGUUUUUGAAGUUUAUCAAGAGGACACUACGUGGGAGUUGGGUGGAUCCCUUCUGGGGAAUUGCCUAUUGCUUGCUGCUGGAAUGUGGGGGGUUCGAGUGCUUUCUGUUCCCCGGAGGUAUCCUUUCUACAUUUUGCGGCUCGCCACGAGGGGGUGGUGUAUCGGCGCUUUCGCUGCGUUAUAUCUUGCGCGGGAUUUUGGUCUUAGAGUCCAUCGUGGUGCGUGUCUAUCUUGGUGUCUAUGCGUUUCCCCUCUGGGGUUUUCAGUGUCGGCUAGCGGCCGUGUCCGGGUUUUCUGCCUUGCGGGCAUCUGUUUCAUCCGGUCCAGGGCGUAGACCCUUUCGCGCGGGUUUUUGGAGUUUGUUAGUCAACAGGACCCUAAGUGGGAGUAGGGUGGAUCCCUUCUGGGAAAGUGCCUCGCUUUUUCGGGAUGUAACAGCCACUGAUCCGGGUUGACUUGAAGCUGCUACCGCUUCAAGCAUUUUCCGGCAUGGAAAGUUCUGCGCUGCGUGCGCUCAUUCUAGGCCCGGUUACCGGGGGGCAGGGAAAUAACGCGGUCUGCGUGCCCGUGGUUGCGAGUUUGGGUUGCAGCUGCGCUUGCUUUGCAGGCUGUGUUCAGUCUGCUUUCUGUCUUCCCCUUGGGGGCAAGUGGGGCUGGGGCUGGCGCUGUUCCCCCCAUUCAUCCACCGGUGGUGGGGUUCUGGGGGGUCUUGCCCUGGGGGCCAGGUGGUGGUGGAGUGGGCCGCUCCCCGCUACGGAAGCUGGGCGCGGCCUGCUUGACCCAGCCCCAAUAGGCGCGGUCCAACGGGCCGCUUGGGUGUGUGCUCUGGAUAACACUCGGAAGGAACGCA
Amoebophrya sp. A120 is the source of this 3377-nucleotide messenger RNA. NCBI's taxonomy places the organism in Eukaryota, Dinophyceae, Syndiniales, Amoebophryaceae. The record is from the annotation of a GenBank genome assembly.